AUGGCAACCCGGCUCCCAACCCCAAGGGAAACGCUCACCUCCCUCAUAACCGCCAUAUCCCACAUCCCCGUCCCCCCCUCCUCCUCUCUCCCCCCAGCCACCACCACCAACCCGCUCUCCCUCAUCCCCGCCUCCGCCCGGCCCCUCCUCACGACCCUGCACGUCCUCUUCCCGACACACCUCCUCCCGGCGCUGGACCUGCUCGACAGGAGGCUCGUCACGCGCGUCGUCCUCGCCCCCCGGCCCCUCCCCGAUACCACCACCACCACCGGCACCACCACCACCACCGGUACCGGCGCGACAGCAGCAGCAGGAGGCGACAGCGGGUGCUUCUUCUACCUCGUCCGCUCCGCCGCCGCCGCAGCUACGACGGGCACGCACCACCACCACCACCACCGGAGGAAGGCGAAGAGGCACCAGGACGACUCCUACUCCACCGCAGGGGCCAUCCCCUCCGCCGCCGGCGCGGAGAGGACGGCGGCAAGGAGCUACGUCGUCCGCCUGCCGGCGUGGAACUGCACGUGCGCGGCCUUUGCUUUCUCGGCCUUCCCUGCCACUGCCACUGCCACUGCCACUACUACUAAAGCUCCGGUGCGUCAGCAUGACGGACGAGGAGGAUGUGAUGACGGCCCUCCAUCUGCCGGGGAUGGAGACCGGCAGCUGGAGCGGGACGACGACGAAGGCAGUGGCAGGUGGGAAUUCGGCGGUAUGAGCCUGGACGGCCUGCGGCAGGAAGAGGGAGGAGCAGGAGGAGGAGCAGGAGGAGGAGCAGGAGCAGGAGGCCCCGUGCCGUGCUGCAAGCACCUCCUCGCGUGCGUGCUGGCCGAGCGGUGGGACGGUGCGCUGGGGAGAUACGUCGCCGAGAGGAGGGUGGGCAGGGAGGAGAUGGCUGGUAUCGAGGCGGAUGUCUGA
This is a messenger RNA of Thyridium curvatum, 912 nucleotides long. RefSeq lists its product as uncharacterized. The transcript has a single exon. The record is from RefSeq and is a predicted model, not a curated record. The coding region runs from base 1 to 912 and encodes 303 amino acids. NCBI's taxonomy places the organism in Eukaryota, Fungi, Ascomycota, Sordariomycetes, Thyridiales, Thyridiaceae.